Microplitis demolitor is the source of this 7691-nucleotide messenger RNA. RefSeq names its product zinc finger protein 208. The record is from RefSeq and is a predicted model, not a curated record. Gene Ontology annotation, cellular component: nucleus. The coding region runs from base 1007 to 7066 and encodes 2019 amino acids. NCBI's taxonomy places the organism in Eukaryota, Metazoa, Arthropoda, Insecta, Hymenoptera, Braconidae. Gene Ontology annotation, molecular function: zinc ion binding. The transcript has 5 exons.
CUGGGUGUUUGGUGGUGAUCAGUGUCGAGCACGGCGUCAAGACCAAAGAGAAUCCAACCCAACGGGCAACGGCGUCGUGGACGCGUGAUAAACUACCAAGUGUAUUGGGUGCGAUAAGCGUGCCUCGGGUUACUUUUUAAAAGUACUGACACAAUAACCCCAAGUCGAACUAAUCAAUCAGUUUCAGUGAUAAAAACUACAGAGCAAUAUCGCAACGUGAUCUUGCUUGGUUGGCUUUUAAUAAUAAAAUAAUAAAUAAUCGAGUAAAGUGUUUGUGAGACCGGGAAUUUAAAUCUGAAAAAUAAUGUGAUGACCAAGACACCCGAGGAAGCCGUGGCUGCAUUCGGUAAUCCCACGAAUCAGGAUCUUUGUCGAGUGGUAGCGGUUUCAACUGAGCGGGCUGAUGUUAACUCGAGUCUCGAGCUCGCCAGUGGCUGUGUUAGUCUCGAUACCACCAGCAGUGGUGGAGGCACUCGUCAUCUUUGAUGAGCAACGGCGACGGCGACGAUCACGACGACUACACAGUACACAGUACAAUGAAUUACUCUCGAGACACGAGAGUGAGUUAGUGAGGUUUUAAGUUUGUGAGCGAGUGAAGUGAGUGUGUUGAUUAACCACGAGGAAGAGGUGGUUAGUAAUCGCAAGAGUCAGUAUAAAAUUUCCAACUACAACGACGACAACAGCAACGACGGCGGACCACGACGACGUUGCAAUCGUAACAAGUCGGAUUUCCUGUAGCCUCUAGCAGCAGCAGCAGCAGCGGUGGUAGAAGCAGCUGCUACUCGUCCCUCCCACUGGGAACAUCAGUAGUCAGUAGUCAGGAGUCGAGAGCCAGGAGUUUACUGUGAAAUUCAUACUCGCAAAUAUAAUAUAUAUACAUAGUACAUAUAUAUAGAUAUAUAUAUAUAUAUAUAUCUAUAUAUAUUCGUAUACCUAUAUAUAUAUAUAUAGAUAUAUAAUUUAAAUAUUAACAUUAACGUUUACGUUGAGAGUUAUAACGAGGAAGAUGGAGUCGAGAGAACGUUACGACGAGUUGUGUCGCCUGUGUGCAUCUUACGAUGCGGUUAAAAUGGAUAUAUUCGGACAAGAAGGAAAAAAUCGUCAGCUAGUUGAUAAAAUACAGACUUGUCUACCAUUCAAGAUUGCUGAAGAUGAUAGAUUACCAAAAUGUUUAUGUUACCGUUGUAUGUAUAAUCUUGAAAAUUUUUAUGAUUUUCGAACGGCUUGUGUUAAUGCCGUUGCGUUGCUUGAAAGAAAAUUACCACUAAAAGAAUCGUCAAACGAUGGAUUGCAUAAUGAUAUGGAAAACCAUUCGGAAUUACGUUCAGAAUUACUUAAGGAGAAGGAAAAAAUGCCAAUUCUUAUACCUGAAGCUCCGAUAGUUAAUCCAAAUGCCGCGCUGGGCACUCCACCGAGAUUAAAUUCUGAUGGGGAAGCUGAUCAGGAGAUUGAAGAAAUUCUUGAACACAGUGGUACUGAAGAAGGGUUAGAGGAUGGCGAGGACAGAAAAUACGAUGACGAAUAUGAAAUGGACAUGGAGACUAAUCCUAGUGAUUUUUUGGAAAUGCCGCCAAUGGUAACAGAGGACACGGAAGAAAACGACGGCAGCCAAUUAAAUUCAGUUCGUUCUCCAGCUCUAUUUCAACACAAAUCCGAGCACCAUGAAGUUUAUGUCUGCUCGUUGUGUAACAAAGCAUUCAGCUCUAAAGGACACUUGUCAUUGCACGCGCGAAUUCAUGCAGGUGCUGGCGAUGUCGUGGGUGAAAAAGUUAUUACCGACGAUCACACAUCCUUCAAACGUUUGUACCAAUGUGACCUCUGCAACAAAUCUUACUCGACAGCUAAACACCGUUGGGGUCACGUGUCCUCAAAUCAUCGCGGACAUCCAGCAGUUACGUGUCAAUACUGCGCACGUUUAUACUCGACACGUGGUAAUCUCAUGGAUCACAUUAAAUCACGGCACACUGGACAACCUCCACCUCCAAAACUCGGUGUCUAUGUGCCAACGGAUAACCGUUUUCAAUGUAAUACCUGUCCUAAGAUGUACACCAACAUCACGGACUUGAAUAAACAUAAAAAAGUUUGUACAGGUACUAGGGAAUCGUUAAGUCAGCAGCUAAAGAAGAGGGGAAAGAGUUUGAUGGAUACAUCAGAAGCAUCAAGCUUUGAAUCAGAUGAAGACAGCAAAGAUUAUCGUACAGCAGAAGCUAAACUGUCAAAAAAUCCUCAGCUCACUAUUUUAAAACAAGCACUGACCCGCGGUGUCGAAGUAUUGAAACGCGAUGACCGGGACCCCUACAAGUCAUUGCGUGUACCUCAGAUUGAUCAUGCUGAUGCCGAAGGCAAAAGAUGGUUUUGUGAAACCUGCCCACAGUCAUUCACUUCCAUCGAAGCUCUGAAAGAUCACGAGGUAGUGCAUGAAUCUGAUAAACCAUUCAUUUGUCUUCUAUGUAAAAAACAUUUCACUUUAAAAUCAUCACUGAGUCGGCAUAUCAUUGCGACACAUGGUGUCGAUCCAGGUCCAAUGAUCGACGACGACAAGUGCUACAAAAGGAAAUCAUUUUCAUCGUCAACGGUAUUGUCAAUUAUAAACGACAAGCAACAGCAUCACUCAACACGUGGUGAUUUAAAAAUAAAACGUGAACCUUCUGAAUUAUCAUUUUCACCAGAACCACGAACCAACGCCGACGACGAAGAGGAUCCUGACAAUAAUCAACAGCACGAUAUGAUUGAAAUAGAAACUGUAUUUGUAUGUGAAAUAUGUACUCGUGACUUUAAUGAUCGCGCUUCACUGUGGCUCCAUAUACGAGCAACGCACAAAGAGUACGCGGCAUUUGCGUGCGGUGUAUGUUUAAAAAUAUGUACAGACAAUGAUCAAUUGUUGAAUCACGUAAAUAUGUAUCACGGGGCUUCGAAAUUACAGAUAUCUGAACAACGACGGUACAGUUGUACAAUUUGCGGUAGACAACAUGACUCACGUAAAAAAUUAAUGACACAUGUGUCAAUACACAACAUUGAUCCUUCAUACGAUCCAGCAAAUUUUGUCCAGUUAAAUAGCGGCUAUUACAGCAACGAAAACAUAAAUAUAAACAACGAUGGCCAUAAUAAUCAAGAUUUUUCAACAUCGGCAAUUGACUUUGAUCACGAGGACGGUGAAAAAGUUGACUGUUUUAUUUGUUACAAAUCAUUUCCUAAUGAAGAUCACUUGAUACGUCAUCAACGUAACGCUCACAAGUCUGAUCAUAUGACGACACACGCGGCAGAUCAUCAUCUUGUUGCUGCAAAUACAAAUGGACCAGCAAAUCCGAAUGGCAAUAAAGCGCAGUAUCAUUUAUUUUUUGUUUGCGAAAUUUGUGGGAGCUCACAUCCAAGCAAAUGGGAACGUUGGUUACAUGUAAGCAGUGUUCACAGCACAGAGACACAGAUACGAUGCGAGCGUGAGGAUUGUGCUAAAAUAUUUGCAACAAAGUCAUUGAAAAAUGAACACAAUCAGCAUCACGUGCUCCAAGGCGCGUCACCCAAUACCUGUGAAAUUUGUGGUAAAUUGUGGGGUAGCCGUGUUGAUUAUUGGAAACACGUCAUGGGCGUUCAUUCAGACACAGUACCGUUGAUUUGUGGUGUCUGUUUGAAAGUAUUUCCCGAUGUUGUUCAACUUAGCGCUCACGUUAAAAGUAAACACUGGCCAUUGACCAACGGUGACUUUAGUUGUGAUAUUUGUGGACGUCCUUAUUCAAAUAAAUCAAAAAUGUCACGGCAUAGAAAAAUACAUGGGUUAGAAUUAGAGAGCUACAGCAAUGGUAUCAACGAUACAAUUAAUGAUUCCGCUGGUGCUGGUCCUGGUCCUAAUGCUAGUGCUGGUGCUGUGUCUACUGCUGCUGUUAAUAAUUACGAAACAAACGCUACCACAGAAGUGGAUUUGACUUGUGAGAUGUGUACAGAUUUGUUAUUCCCAAGCUGGGAAGAUUUGUGUCAUCAUAGACGAAUGAUUCACGGUCUAUUUCCAUGUGAUUUGUGUAACAAAUGUUAUGGACGCACAUCCCACUUGUGGAAACACGUCAAUCGGGUUCACAAAGGCCACAAAGACGUUACCUGCAAGUACUGCUUGAAGACUAGCGCUUCCAAGGAUCAUUUGACUGCUCACAUUGCCAAAAUUCACCGGUACGAGCCAGAAACAAAGCAGAUACUUAAAGACGCAAACUAUAAAACCCAGUCGGUGGAAGAGGAUACGAUUCAUCACUGCGAAAAAUGUAAUAAAGCAUUCCACAAACGUUAUUUGUUGAAGAGACACAUGAAAGGCUGCCAGAAUUAUCGUAAAGAUCCGGGAGCUCUGCUAACGCGAUGCCGUGCCUGCGAAAGAAUUUUUAAAGACCGCGCCAGUUUACAGAAACACAUUGAAAAUCAUCACAGCAGCUACACGUGCCAUUUGUGCAAUGAAACAAUAACUUCGAAACUCGGUAUCAUGACCCACAAUCGUGUCAAUCAUAUGAAUCAUCCAGAUCUUACUUGUGAUCACGCAAACUGUAAAAAAUUAUUCCGGACUAAAGAAGAUCUUGAAGUGCAUCGUAAAGAUCACAAAUAUCAUUCACCAAAUGUAUGUGAUUUUUGUGGUGAUACUGUGGAAAAUAAAUUGAAAUUAAAAAUGCAUAUUUUGUCACUGCAUCGAAAUGAAAUUGGUGUGUCCUGUGGUGUCUGUUUGAUACCAAUGAAAGAUCCUCAGGAGUUAAAAAAUCAUGUUGAAAGUGUUCAUCCAGGUGUAUUAUUAAAACCAAACACUUGUCAGGUAUGUGGUAAGCAGUACGCAUCAAAGUGGAAGGCUUUUGAUCACACGAAAAAAUGUCACGGUAAAGUUUUCCGUACAUGCAAACAGUGUCUUGCUGUUUUUACGACAGACGCUGACAUUAGAUACCACUACGAGCAUAUUCAUAAUGUACCGAAAGAUCAGUUGGCGGGCUUUGAAAAUAAUUUAGACGCCGGAGGCAAAGGCGCCGGUAAUGAUGACGGGAUUAAAGAAGAGCCAGAUGAUUUGGAGUAUGAUGAUGGCGUUUAUGAUGAUAUACCACGGGUUAAAUCAUCAAAACGAAAGCCACAUGACACUUAUGACUGUGAAAUAUGUCCCGAGAUAUUUUUAAAUUACGAUACACUUGCUGAUCACUAUCAGCUGAUACACAAUACUGAUCCGGAGAGAAUGUUUAAAAAAAUGAAGACCAAUAGUGGGGGUAAAAGACGAAUGCGUAAUCGUGAAAAUUUUGAAUGUGAAAAUUGUAAAAAACAAUUUUGUACAAAAACAUUAUUUUGGAAUCAUAUCAGUAAUUGUACACGUAAAAAUAAUUAUAUGUCACGUAAUAAUAAUGAUAAUAAUACAACAUCUACCUCGAUACUUGAAACGCAUUUAAAAAAUAAUAAUCUUAUUAAAAAGGAACCUAAUGAUGUAUUGAAUGAAUCAAAUUUAAAUAUACCUGAUUUCAAUUUAUUUGAAGAUAUUAAUUUACAGUUGUCUGGACAUAAACCAGUGCCAAAUUUAAUGCCACUGUCUUCAUCUCACAGAAUGUCACCGAUGAAAUGCAAUCGCAAGGACUCACGUAAAGUUUAUGAUGAAUCGACCAAUACUGUGUGCGCUUGUGAGGUCUGCGGUAAACAGUGGCCAGCUAAGAAACAUCUAUGGCAGCAUUUGAUAAGAUUUCAUCGAGCAGAAGCGGCUGUUACCUGCGGCGUAUGUUUGAAACUGUGCACAACUUACCGCGGACUGUCCCAACACUUGAAGGAAGCUCAUGAGGCUAUUUUGUCGUGCGAGGGAAAUAAUUUCACCUGCAAAACUUGCGGUAGGUAUCACAAUGCACGCAGUAAAUUAUUGCUACACAUGAGUAUUCAUAUCAAUAAUAAUGAGCACAUUUGGUGCUCAAAGUGCGCGGUUAGUUUUGAAACUCAGGAAAAACUCAAAGCGCAUAUGGUUAAUUGUGCUGUUAAUAAACAGAGACGUGAUGAAGAUGAAGACAAUGAUAAUGAUAACGACAAUGAUCAUGACAAUGACAAUGAUGAUGAGCAUGAUAAUGAUAAUGAUCAUGAUCAAGAUGAUGAACAUGAGGAGAAUAGUGUUGAUGAAGAAGAUGUUAAGAUGGACACUGAAGACAAAGGCAGUUUGAUUGGUGAUGGUGCUUCUUUAUUGGGUGAAGAUGAUGAUGAUGAUGAGGGUGAAGGUGAAGGUGAAGAAGAAGCAGAAGCAGAGGAAGAAGAAGAAGAUGCUGAAGAAGAAGAAGAAAUUGAAGUUGAAGGUGAAGGUGAGGAAGGUGAAGAAGGUGGUUUUGAUUCUGAAGGUUUAGUUAAUGGUGAGCAUACUGAAGAAUCUGCUUGUGAGAGUGAUAGUGAGGAGCAUGAUCAUGAUAAUGAUAAUGAAAAUGAAACGAUUGACAAAGAAGAUAAUUCUGACAGUGAAGAACAUGAUGAAUCAGAUGUUGAAAAGGAUGAAGAAGAUAAAGAAUCUAAAGAACCAGAAGAUGUAAGAGAUAAUGAUACAGAUGAUGACGGACCACCUGUACUAAGUCCGAUGAUGCCGAUUCACGAGGACGAUGAUAAAGUUGAAGAAUUGAAAACUAAAGAAGAUAUUCCUGAGUUGGAUGGAAUUGAUAAGGAAUUAUUGGAAGGCAAUUCUGGUUACUAUGAUGAGUUUAAAGAUGAGUCGGAGGCAGAUGACGACAGACUGCUGAUUGAGCAGAAUACCUCGGACUCUAUAAUCGCUGAAACAGAUGCUGAGGCUGGUGAGGAUGCUGAUGGGUACGAAGAACAAGAAAUGCAGAUUAAUGAUCUGGAUGGUACUGUUCUGAUGGUUACCAACGACGCUGACGGUAAUCAGAUACUGGUACAGCAGAAUGUCGAAGAAAUAAAUGAAGACGACGACGGUGAGUCGAUACAAGACGUCGCUGAUUUUAUUUACCAAGUUGAUAAUGAUAACUAUGACGGCGAUGCCCAGAUGGAGAUCCAAGAGGUGCAGGACGAAGAAGAUGAUGGUGAGGAACAUGAAGAUAUUGAUGAGGCUAAUUCUAGUGCCAAAAAACGUGUCUCGAGGACGUAGUUGUGAAUUAUUAUUAUUUUGUAUAAAUGGGGAUAUUUUACGUGAUUUAUUUUUAUUUUUAUUAAGAAAAAAGAUAAAAAAAAAAGAAACAAAAGAUAAUAACAAUAAGUACACUGUACAGUAGACUGAGUGUAAAUUUAAAAAAAAAAAAGAAAGAAAUUCUGCCUAAUCUAGAUUAUAAAAUUACAAAUUACGAAUGUUUAAAUGUAGCUCGAGAGGUUGGAUGAUCUAUAAUUCGCUUGGGCAUUGUAAUUUAUAAGAUUUAAAAAAAAUAUAUUUUUUUUUUAUUUUUUAAAUUCAAGCCCAAUUGAUUAGUUCAAACAGUUAUUUGAUUUUUCAUUCGUGAUCAACCUAAUGGAUGUUUUUUUUUUUAUUAAUUAUUAUUAUUAUUAUUAUUAAUAUUAAUAUUUUGUUUUUGAGUAAUUAAAUAAGCGAUUACGCUUCAGUCAGUUAUUUAUUUGACCUCAUUCAUUCCAAAGUAAAACGAUUAAUCCUCAAUCUUUAUUUUCUCUUGAGUUUUAAGGUUUAUUGUCUUGUAGCCUAAUUAAUUAAUUAUUAUUAUUAUUAUUAUUAUUAUUAUAUUUUUUAUUUAUAAGGCUUUUAUUUAAAUUAAAAUUAAUCUGAA